AGAUUUUGUGAGCUGCGUGGCUUCAAGUUUUCGUUCACUGACCUCAACUUUGGAUUUCUUUCGGUAUCUUACGGUUACAAGUGAACAUUUCCAGCCAUCAAAAGGCAGCAUUUGAUAGACCGAGUUGCAACUUUCAAGCUGGUUAUGAAUUUUUAUUCCAAUUUGUAUCAUCACGUGCCAACUUUCCAGUUUGUGGUCGAAACAGAUGCUCCUACAUCCUGAUCACUUGAGGUAGAAAUACUAUCGCUAGAAGGACAAACGGAUCAAGUUGGAUUUGUUCGUUCACUGUUAAAUGCAAAAUUCCACGCUGGAUUAAUCUGGGAAUUGACAGUGUGUGUUUUAUUUGACUGUAGAAGUUCAGCCUGCCCUCAAGAAGAAACUCCAGCUCCCCAUGUCCGGUGACCCUUACACCUUUACCAGUGAUUCUCUCCCCGCCGACCACCGCUUCCUGCCUCCGCUUGCCAACGGGCUAUUGGGAUGGCGGGUGUACAACAGUACCAUGCACAUGGGAAGCGUGUACAAUGGGGGUCGGGGAGAAUGCCACCGUGCCGAAGUUCCUUGUCCUCUAGCUGUGACGGUCGACACAGAGGAAGUUGGUCAAGACUCCUACACCCUCGAUGCCCACACAGGUGUUUUCACACACACACUGACCUCACCCAGCGUAACAAUCUUCCAGUCGUUCUACUCUCACCGCUGCCACUCCAACCUGAUGGCGAUGGAGAUUCUGUUGGUGCGCCAUGUGACUUCAGAGGUGGCGUACACAGUGAAGCUAGCCACUUCCUUCACCCCUCAGAGCAAAGACAUUGAUUUUCAGGCUUCUGCUGACUACAGAGGUGGGAGCCACAUUCAAGGGCACACACACACCGCAGAGUUUCCAGGAGGCCCCUGUCCCAUGGUUCACCUCAUCUGGACCCCCAUUCCCUCCAGCCUAACGCUGCCACCUGCGCAAAGCCAAAAACGCUGGUGCUUCAUUGUGGUGGUGGCGGACUCUUUGAGCGUCGCAGAGACCAGUUUUGAUGAGGGCCUCGAGCUGAUGGCGACGGGUGGGCUGCGCCGCACUCAUGAAGCAGCAUGGAAGGAGCUGUGGCUGAAGAGCAAAGUGGAAGUUGUGGGGUCCGAGCGCCUCUUGAAAGCUGUGAUCGGCUGCAUGUUCUACCUCCUCAGUGCCUUUCCCUCCAUCCAUGACCCAACCGACUUUUUUGGCGGCGUCAGUCCAGGUGGACUGUCGAAUGGCUCGGACGCACAGGAUUAUUGGGGUCAUGUCUUCUGGGACCAGGAGAUCUGGAUACUUCCCACAGUCGCUUUAUUCUACCCCAAGCUGGCCCGUGCAGCACUGGAGUACAGGGUGCGGACUAUCGACGGAGCAAAAUACAAUGCUCAAAAGCAGGGAUACAAGGGGCUGAAGUUGGCCUGGCAGAGUGCCAUGUCAGGGAGGGAGAUGUGCGCUGACGAUAUUUACGGAGAGCAAGAGAUCCACAUCAAUGGAGAUAUCGCACUGGCCUUCCAGAAUUAUUACUACCUCACUGAGGAUCUGACAAUGUUCACAGAUGGACAGGGGAGUCAACUGAUAUGGGGCGUAGCUGAUUACUGGGUUUCCAGGGUAACCUGGAGCCCCGAUGAUCAGAAGUAUCAUCUCUUAGGUGUCAUGCCACCAGAUGAGUACUACUCCAAUGUCAACAACUCUGUCUACACAAACACAGUGGCCAAAUUAAGUCUGCAGUUUGCUGUGUUAUUAGCUGAUCUUCUCAAACAUCCUGCACCAAAGGAAUGGGAAGAUAUCGCAGACAACCUCCUUAUCAAUUUUGACCAACAAUCUCGAUACCAUCCUGAGUUUGAAGGCUAUUCUAAAGGUUAUCCAGUGAAACAGGCCGACGCUGUGAUGCUGAGCUAUCCUCUUGGCCUGCCCAUGUCACCUGAGAUUAGAAGAAAUGAUCUUGAAGUGUAUGAAAUAGUAACCGAUCCUCAUGGACCAGCCAUGACUUGGGGCAUGUUUGCGAUUGGUUGGCUGGAACUGGGGGAUGCACAGAAAGCUCAGCGUUUGCUUGAGAAGUGCUUCAGAAACAUUCAAGGACCGUUCCAGGUGUGGAGCGAGUCAUCGGACGGUACGGGCGCAGUUAACUUUCUUACGGGCAUGGGAGGAUUCCUGCAAGCCGUUGUGUUCGGUUACAGCGGCUUCAAGGUUCAGAAGGAAUGCUUGGCCUUUUCCCCACUUCUGCCCGAUGACCUGAGUGAGCUCUCCAUCUGUGGUGUCAGCUACUUAGGCCAUCAGUUGGACUGGUUGUUUCGCAGAGAUGAGGUGUGCGUCAUACUGAGGGAGCAGGAAGGCAGUGCUGCCAGUGCUAAGAAGUGUGAUCUGCAGGUGAUCCUCAAGGCAACUGGGACUAAAAUCCCUUUAACUCCAGGGGCACCAGUAACAUUUCCACGAGAGCCUGGAUAUGUUUGCAGACUUGAAUCGUCGACUAUCUGCUGGCCUUUCUGAAUAAUUUGACAAUAAUUUGUGUUGAAUGCCUCAAACUCAAGUCAGUAUCCACUUCACAAUACUUGAAGCUCAACAACGGACAGCAAAACGAGUUUUGUCGACCAUAUUCACUGUACUUGUUGAGAGACCCGAUGGUCAUUUUAUGAUUUGUUUCUAAAUACAUGAGCUAUGUUUGAAGAUAACUGUUGAAAACAAUUCCGGGUGCUCACAUAAUAUAGACACUUAUGGGGAGUUAAGUGUUGAUUAAACACGGUGAGAGAACUAAUGUGUUUGUUCGACAGUGAAUGUCAGCUUCAGCGGACACGCCAACAGUGUCCUGCACUUGCAAGGCUCUAUUUUCCAUGAUUAUUUUCAUAUACUGUAUUUAGGGGGGGGGUUCAUUCAUUGGCAUCAGCCUUGAAGAUGUUCACAAUGCUCUUGUGCUGUUACAAAGCAUUUUCUUUCUUUAAUAAAGCGAAUAUGUAUUUGUGGUUG
Hippocampus comes (tiger tail seahorse) is the source of this 2953-nucleotide messenger RNA. It is a transcript of the gene pgghg, whose product is annotated as protein-glucosylgalactosylhydroxylysine glucosidase. Lineage: Eukaryota; Metazoa; Chordata; Actinopteri; Syngnathiformes; Syngnathidae. Gene Ontology annotation, biological process: carbohydrate metabolic process. The record is from RefSeq and is a predicted model, not a curated record. The transcript is spliced from 14 exons. Gene Ontology annotation, molecular function: protein-glucosylgalactosylhydroxylysine glucosidase activity. Gene Ontology annotation, cellular component: cytosol. Bases 392 to 2479 code for a protein of 695 amino acids.